UUUAUAUUAAGCGACAACUGCUAGUAUUAUUAUAUCUUUCUCUAGAUCAACAUACACAACUCUACAUAGCUGACAUUGUAACUCACUGAUGUAUACUACUAGACUGUUGCUUAUUUUACGUGAUGUUUAUAAAGAAUUAGCUGCAUAGUAGAGAGUGCUUCAAUAAGGUCGAGAAGGCGAAUAUAAACUGACAUUUUGAUGUUUUCACCGGUCGACUCUACUAGAAAGGGGAAUGAAUUUAGGAGAUAUCACCAUCUAGUGGUCGAUAGACGGAGCCGAUAGACAGUGAAAAGCCAGAGAAUAAGGCAACCUAUACUAGUCGAUUGAUUUGUCUCGUGAUACACAGCACUCGGAGCGUGGCCAGUUCAACGCUAUAGUUAUUGUACGAACGUUAUGGCAAAGACGUCAGUGGUGCCCUGUAGAGUCUGCAAGUCGCAAAACUCUAUCUUUGUCCUUUGACGUCUUCGUUACCAGUCGGAGAGCUGACGUGUGCCACGGUUUGGCAGCAGUCCACCAUCGAUUUAGCUGUUGCAUAUGCACCAGGAUGCACGCUGACAUAUUGUGUAAAGUUUGAGCGCUUGUUAUUUUAGUUUUACAGCAUUAAGAGUUAUGUAUGUGACAUCAUGGUAGAUUAUACUCCAAGCUCUAGCCGUUUCCUAGAUGCUCUCAUAAAUCAUAACAGUGAAUCAUGCGCAACAUACAAAAUUGUGACUAAAACGCAUUGCCUACAAGUGAAGAAGAAUGUGUAAAAUGUUAUUGAAUUCAAUAUAGCUGGUUGUGCCUGUUUACAACCCCACUUUUAUAAUAUAUAGGUAAUAUUUUACUAUAUCAUCCUAAUACCGUAUUGUGCUACCUUAUUACAGUGUAGCACGUGGCGAAACAACAAUUAAGGUCAGAGUGGCUGAGGUUCUGGGUGCCAUGCCAGCAUCCCCUGGGUGCGAAGAGGUCACUCAAGUUAUUUGCGAAAAGCACCCGUUGUACCGACACGAAAGUGACGAAAGUGGACAAAGUGGACGUAGUGGAGAUAGUAAUAAAAGUAGUGGAAAUUCACAAAUGAGUCGAGACGCUGGAUUAAGCAGCCGGCUGCAGAAGAAAGAUGGUAAUAACAUGCAGCACACUAAAGGGGCUGGUGGAACCAGAAUUGACUUUGGGGAAUAUUACCCUGACGGUGGUUGGGGUUGGGUUGUUGUCAUAGCAGCAACUUUAGUUCACAUUCUUUGUAAUGGAUUUCAUUUCUCUUAUGGUAGUCUAUACUUGGAGAUAAGACACACCUAUAAAACAGAUGAGAUUGAUACUGCUUGGCUUGGAAGUCUUGGUAUUGGCAUAUCCCUUUUCAUAUCACCUUUUGUAACCAUCAUCUGUCGGCGGAAGAGUCCACGGUUGUAUGCAGUUAUUGGAGGAUUGAUAUGUGCUUUAGGAUGUUUAUUCCUCGCCUUCUCCACUCAACCCGAGCAGUUAUUUAUCAGUCAUUGUGUGGUGAUGUCCCUCGGAAGUGGUAUAACAUUGUCUACAGCUAAUAUCAUGGUCGGGCGCUAUUUUAGAAGACGACGUGAAUUGGCGGAGAUGAUUCUUGUGUCUGGAACUGGAAUAGGCACAGCUGUCAUGUCGGUGCUGUUCCGAAAGUUAAUAGGGGCAAUAAAAUGGAUGUAUGCAUUACAGAGUGUAGCAGGACUUCUGGUAUUAACUAUUAUAGCUGGAGCUCUGUACCGUUCUGCUUCACUUUAUCAUCCUCGUAGAAAAGUUAUACUUCAUUUAAAAAAUCAGAAGAAAAAUAGAAGAGACAGAGAGGCGGAAAAACCGCCAUAUUUAGACUUCAGUGCUCUCAAAAUGAGAUCGUUACAAGCAUUGUUAGCUAUAUGUGGAAUAGUGGCCAUUGGAAUACAUGUUCCAUUCAUAACGCUAAUGAGAACAGCGUCAGAAAAUAAGAAUAUAGAUGGCGAUCACCUGUUAUUACUUAACGUGUAUUUAGGUGUUGGCUUUGUGAUCGGAUGUUGUGCCUUGGGAUAUAUUAUAAUUAAAAAUAGUAAUGACUGCUCCAUUUCCAGGCGCCAUUUGUGUCAAACUUCAGCCAUUUUGUGUGGUGUUUUUACGCUUCUGUUUAUUAUGGCACAGGAUCAUAAUGCACAUUCACUAUAUGCGUGGGCUUAUGGUAUAUGUUGUGGUAGUUACUAUCUAACUUUAAAAAUGUACGCAUAUGAAUUGGUAAGGCACAAACUUAUGGAACGGGCGUGGAGCUUUGUUUGUGCUGUACAGUGUUUUCCCUUUCUUUUUGGAGCUCCCGUGGCUACCUAUCUAAAAGAUGCCCAUUUAAAUGAUGUUGGAGGGUAUAUAUUUGCUGGUGUUGCGAUGAUUGUUGGUGGUUUGUUAUUUUAUACGAUGCCGUAUUUUGAGAGACACCCUUCUAAUCAGGAAAUACUACAGAAACAAAACAGUUCUUGCAGUGCACACAUGUCAGAAGCCGCUGCUUUACUUGACCUUGAACUAUCUGAGGCCUUGACCUCUAAGCCUUUAAACAAUCUACAAUGUAUUAUGUCACAUUCCAAACUAAAACCCAACUGUAAGGACGGGAAUAAAAUUCAAUUACAGUGUUAUAUUCAACACAAAGAAAGGGAAAAACCCAAACAAUUGGUUCUGUCAAAAAUAGCUGAGGAACGUGACGGAACCCGUAUUAAUGAAAUGACGCAUAAUAACAAGAUGGCGGACUGUAUGACCAAUAAAAACGAGUUUUCGGAAUCAGCAACUGAUGGUCCAUCAGACAGCACUUUCUCUAAUAAUACUGACAAAUCCAGUAGUAAAGACAGUAACUCGGUCAAAACCAACGAUAGCAAAAAAAGCAAGAAAAACGACGUUAGGAUUGACCUUUUUGACCCGCCUAGCCAGGAAAAGGAGUCGACGGCCACGGUUUCGUAUGACAGUGAUUUGUAUAUAAAUCUGUGUGAAGCUCAAGUAUGAAUAUGGUUUGAAAUUGAAUACAUUCUUGACUAGCAAUUUGUUAAUGAAUGACAGCGAUUUUUAUUGAUGUUUUAUAAAGUGCGACCUGGAUAUAAACUAACUAUAACGAACAUUUAAUCUUAAGUGUGUGAUGUUGAUGUUUUUAAUAUUCGUUGUGAGGCCUGUUUUCUUGAUCUUGAAUACCUGAAAACAUUCGUUUACCUCUCCACUGGUAUAACACGGGUUUUAAAUCGAAUCUUGUUUAUCUCUUCUAGUGCUUGUAUUGUUUGCUUCUAUAGUAGUUCUGACGUAAGUAAUUUCAAAGAAUGAUACAGUGCUAUUCAAAUAAACUUGAUGUAGAUAUAAGAAACGGUGACACAUUAGUAUGGGUGAUAAAACUAUUUAAACUGUCGUCUUGGAACAAAACAAUGCCAGUGGCACCAAAGUCUCGUACAUGUAUCACAUAUCGAACAACUACUUUGGAGCCCAGUGCUAUCGUAACUAAACCCAUCAAGAAAAAUUUUAUUGCGGGUUGGGUAUGGGGUCAUGUACGCCAUGAGUACGUUAGCAUAAUGUUUGCCUUGAUGUUAUGAUCUUGAUUUAAAAGUGGAUCAUAUAACAUUACACGGAGUCCACAUAGAAAAGAAUACAAGGAUUAGCUGAGAAAUAAACCACGGAAAGGGAUUUAUUGGUGUGUGGCAUAUAUAUAUAUAUAUAUUUCAGGAUUAACAUUAAUUGCAUAUAGGAUGUAUAGGAUUAUCCGCCCCUGUCUAGAUUUUAGACACCUUGGACAAAAGUCUAGCAAGAUGUUUGCAACAAAGGCAAACACGAAGACCAUAUAAAUAACACAUAAUAAACUGAAAAUGGAGACGAUUAAGACUGCACUCAUCCAAAGUAUGGAUCAUUUACCCAACUAGACUAAUGUGUGAAACUUUCGAAUGAAGAGAUAAACUAUUGUGCUUUUUUGGAUAAGGAGCGUGGAAUGUAUUGAAUCCCGGGCUUAUGUUUAUAGUUUAUUUGACAGUCACGACCUUGUAUGACAAUGAAUAAUGGUCCGUACUGUUUACUUUAUGAGUUAAAGCCAGGUAUUUCAAAAGACAUAAUAUUAAGAUCACCCAUACAUGUGUACCCAAUUCUUAUAUACAUUUUACAUGGUAAAUUUGAUUUGUAUUUAAUACACAAUAGAUGCCUUUUGCAGUUUGCUGUUAAGAUGAGAUAGACCUAUACUCAUUCCAAAUAUAUAGCAUAUAAUUUAUUACCUGUCAACAUAAUCAACUAAAUACUGCGACCUCUAACUGCUGUUCUCUCACAUAUUUUUGUAUUGAAACCUUUGUACAAAUGACAUGUCAUACUUUUGUUAUCCUAUGUUAUCAAUGAAAGAUACUUUUCCCCAAAUACUACAGUUAAAACAAUGGUACACAUAAAGAAGAAAGGAGGGGUAUAAAUAAAGUCAUUACCACUUUAAUAUACUCAUAUUAAAUAAUAUCUACGUAUACGUAUAACUUCCGUUUUCACAUACAUAACUUCCGUUUUCGUAUCUCCCCAUAAUGUCAGCAUAAAACUAUUGGUAUUUAUAGUGGUGUUUUGCGGGGAAAAGGGCAGGGAAAUGAUAACAAACUGUCCUUUUUGUGGUAAAAGUACAUGUGAUGGUAUUUUUCUAAUAAGCUACAAUGUGUUCACCAUAACUUUAAAAAUAAAUAAAAAUAAUUACAUUUUAAUCAAGUACAUGCUGGUCAUGUUUACUCUUAUGUGUUGUUUUUAAUGCGUGGUAUUGUCCGUUAUAUAAUUAGAUAGUAAGAAACUUAGCUUUAUCUACUUGGCUUGUGCUGGCUUUUCCUGUAACAUCCUCCGCGAAGACCACUAAGCUUAUUAAAGGUCAUCAUAUAUUAACAUUAUAUAAGAAGAUUAUGUUACGUACUAACAUAUACAUGUUGCUCGUCAUAUCAUUCGACCACUCGAUAACAAACAUAAUAGCUUUAUCACCUUACAUCAGAAACAAGAAAUUGCUAAGAUUUACACUUACCCCUCGUAAAUCCCCAUUUUCCUGUUGUUCUUAAUACCAGAUUACAUCUUCUAGGAAAAUAAUUUUGUGGAAAUAAUCUUAUGCAAGAAAAAGAUAAUGUAAAGUAUCUGAUCGACAAUAAAUUGGAAAGUUUAAACAGUUUGUCGGUAUAAAAUGGUUAGAAUAUUGUCUUAGCAUGUAUCUAUAUAAAUACUUUAGAUGGUGAAUUCGGAUCUGUCCAUAAUUUUGUAAAAUGACCGUAACAACCCUCCUUUUACCAUUCUUUUAUUCCUAAUUCCAAAUUAAAGUGUUUUUCUACAGAAAAUGUUCAUAUUUUAUUGCAGAUACAAUUAAUGAGGAUGCUUCAUUUAUAUAAAACUGUUUUAAGGCGAAUAAGUUGUACAUUUGAGUGUGCUAAUGUAAUUAUUUUGUUCAUAACUUUGUGAGUAAAAAGUGAUAAUGAUAA
Messenger RNA from Patella vulgata (common limpet), 5399 nucleotides. RefSeq names its product monocarboxylate transporter 13. The record is from RefSeq and is a predicted model, not a curated record. The transcript is spliced from 5 exons. The coding region runs from base 919 to 2952 and encodes 677 amino acids. Gene Ontology annotation, biological process: transmembrane transport. Gene Ontology annotation, molecular function: monocarboxylic acid transmembrane transporter activity. Lineage: Eukaryota; Metazoa; Mollusca; Gastropoda; Patellidae.